Molecule: messenger RNA, 473 nt
Organism: Aspergillus versicolor CBS 583.65
Lineage: Eukaryota; Fungi; Ascomycota; Eurotiomycetes; Eurotiales; Aspergillaceae
Exons: 1
Coding region: 7-267 (86 amino acids)
Source: RefSeq, a predicted model, not a curated record
CUCUUGAUGGCGAGAAAGAGGUUAUGGCCAACAAGUCCUCGACAUGGCCAAACAGGCUCUCGUUUCUGGGGAUCUCGGAGUACAGAAAGUUUAAGUGCUUCCUCGACGGACUCGAUAUUCCUAAAGGGCCAAACUUCCACCCGUGAGGCAUUUCCCUUACGGUCGCGUGGCCUCAUUGGUGUGAAUAUAUACUUUGUAUCGGUAUUACCAAUUGACAUCAUCCACAAGAGUCCGACUAUAGGAGAAACAUGGGCCACACGAUGCUAAACAAUGGAUCAGUCGGGAAGGAAAAUGCGAGAUGGGUUGGAUUCCUUGUUGUGCUUAACAUAAUGGAGCGAUAUUUUGAUUUGGCUGUUGCCAGCCACCGUCAGAGGAAGACGAUUCCGAAGUAUAUUUACCUAUGAGAGAACCCGAAGGCGAGUUACCAGACAAAUGACAUUCCAAGGUCGUGGCAGAUGGAUAUUCGUUCCCAC